Molecule: messenger RNA, 1809 nt
Organism: Eremothecium cymbalariae DBVPG#7215
Lineage: Eukaryota; Fungi; Ascomycota; Saccharomycetes; Saccharomycetales; Saccharomycetaceae
Gene: NAM8
Product: Nam8p
Exons: 1
Coding region: 1-1809 (602 amino acids)
Biological process (GO): mRNA splice site recognition
Cellular component (GO): cytosol
Molecular function (GO): mRNA binding
Source: RefSeq, a predicted model, not a curated record
AUGUCUUUCAAUUCAUCCUACAAUUCGCAGGUCAUGCAAGAUUAUACAUAUAACGGAGCCGGGCAAUUUCGUGCGCAGCAGAAUAGCGCGCUGACCCGGCAGCUUUCAGCAUCAUCAGCAGCUUCGACGUCUUCCAAUGGGCCGGAGACGACUUCGACACAGCUGUAUAUGGGUGAUUUAGAUGCUAGCUGGACUGAAAAUGAUAUUAAGCAGAUCUGGGCGACUCUUGGGGAGCCCAACGUCCAAGUUAAGUUGAUCAAGAACAGUGGCCCGAUGAAUAACUCGGGGUACUGCUUUGUUGAGUUUCCGUCGAACCUAUCAGCUACCAAUGCUUUGUUGAAAACCGGGCUGCCCAUUCCUGUGGAUCCUUCACGGUCGCUUAAGCUGAAUUGGGCUUCCUUUGCUACGGCCCCAGGCACUGAGUUUUCUAUUUUCGUCGGGGAUUUGGCUCCCAACGUUAGCGAAUCGCAGUUGUUCGAACUGUUUAUUUCACGGUACUCGUCAACGCUAAACGCCAAGAUCGUAUUCGACCAAGUCACCGGGGUUUCCAAGGGAUAUGGCUUUGUAAAGUUUGGAAACGAGGCAGAGCAGCAGCGCUCCUUAGUGGAGAUGCAAGGUGUUUUUCUCAAUGGCAGAGCUAUUAGGGUUUCGACAACGUCCAAAAACAAGUCUCGUUUUCGAGGAGGACUUUCCGGGACCGUAACAUCCGCCGCUGCCGCUACUGCGGGGCCACCAGUGGGUAAUCUCUCCGGGGUUAUUCAGACGAGCAGCCCGCAAACGCUCCCACAACAAUCACAAUUUAUAUAUCCUGUCCAGCAACAGCCUGUGCUAUCCCAGUUUACAGAUCCUAAUAAUACCACUGUAUUUAUAGGCGGGUUGUCAUCACUUGUUACUGAGGAGGAACUACGCGCCUACUUCCAGCCCUUUGGUCAAAUAGUAUAUGUUAAGAUUCCUGUAGGGAAGGGUUGUGGUUUCGUUCAGUAUGUGGACCGCAGCUCGGCAGAAAACGCUAUUGCUAAGAUGCAGGGAUUCCCAAUAGGCAAUUCCAGAAUCAGAUUGUCUUGGGGCAGGAGCGCGAAGCAGGCCGCUGGGAUGCAACAGGUCUUUGCCAUGACAUUGCAACAUCAACAACCCCAAAAGACGCAGCAACAGCAACAGCACCACAAUCAUCAUCAUAACACACAGCAGUCGAUCCAGGAAUCUCAGAAGCAUCGGGCCCCGCAACAACAGCAACAAACCGCAGCUAAUAACACUUCCACAACUACUACAACAGUUCCUAAUUUGGCUACUGGUGGUGCUGCUGGCACUACCUCUGCUGGCACUGCGCAACCGUUGCUGCAACAGCAGUUACAGCAACAAUUCCCGUACCAACAACAACCUGCUAUGCCACAGACUUACAGUUAUACUCUGGACUCUAUUAGCGGCACUGGGUCAAACUACGUCCCAAUGUCCCAUAUACCACCUAUUCAGUUAACAUACCAAUCAUCUGCUAUUAUUGAUCCUUCAUCUUCGUCUGCUUUGCUUCCAAACCUAACUACAUUAGAUUAUUCAGGGUUCCCUUCUUCCAACAAUUCUAACUUCAACUUCUCGCCUUCCACCUCACUAGGUGCAGGCUUCAAUCAGCAAGUUUUCGAUUAUUCUAACAGCGACAUGGGAACGCCAAUGGCACAGACACCGAAUACUGCGGCCAGCACCCAGUCGACAAAGCAUCCCCAAAUCUUCGUGCAAGGUGGGGAGGCCUACGUCAAAGGUAGGAAUAGCUCGAUAGAUAGGUUGGAGCAAGGUAGCAACGGAUACAUUUUUGUAUAA